GAAGACUAGUCUGAAAGAGGAAGAAGAAUCUGUAUACAUUGGCUUGCAUAUGUGCCCUGCCCUUUCUUCUCUUGAAAAUAGCAGCAACCCCUCUUUCCAAAGAAGACUGCCUAAAGAGCAGAAACUCUGUGAAUGGAGUGGGCUUUCAGCACCAUCCAGGGGAUUCAGGUUCACUGUUAGCUCUCCAAGGAACGGGUAGAUUGAAUUUACUGAAGACUUGGAGCUUGCUUCUGAGAAUGAAUGCAGAAGGACCUUAAACUGUCAACCUUGAAGUUAGCAGCUUAGGCUUAAUCUGAUACUAAAUCAUAAGAAGCACUGACCACUAACCAGGAACAUUCGUGAAGGGUACUGCACUGCCAGAAAGAGGCACCAAGCAGCCAUUCCUAGAGAAACAUGGAUGGAGUUGGAAAUCUGACAGUAUUUUCUGCCAGUAAUAACAAAUGCAAUGACACUAUUGAUGACUUCCGCAAUCAAGUAUAUUCUACCUUGUACUCUAUGAUCUCCGUUGUGGGCUUCUUUGGCAAUGGCUUUGUGCUCUAUGUCCUCAUAAGAACAUAUCAUGAGAAGUCAGCCUUCCAAGUAUACAUGAUUAAUUUAGCAGUAGCUGAUCUACUGUGCGUAUGUACACUGCCUCUCCGUGUGGUCUAUUAUGUUCACAAAGGCGUUUGGCUCUUUGGUGACUUUUUGUGCCGCCUCAGCACCUAUGCCUUGUAUGUCAACCUCUACUGUAGCAUCUUCUUUAUGACAGCAAUGAGCUUUUUCCGAUGCAUUGCAAUUGUUUUCCCAGUCCAGAACGUUAAUUUGAUUACACAGAAAAAAGCCAGGUUUGUAUGUGCUGGCAUUUGGAUUUUUGUAAUUUUGACCAGUUCUCCAUUUUUAAUGUCCAAAUCUUACAAAGAUGAGAAAAACAAUACCAAGUGCUUUGAGCCUCCACAAGACCAUCAAGCUAAAAAUCAUGUUUUGGUCUUGCACUAUGUGUCAUUGUUUGUUGGAUUUAUCAUUCCUUUUGUUAUUAUAAUUGUCUGUUACACAAUGAUCAUUUUGACCUUACUAAAAAAUUCAAUGAAGAAAAAUCUAUCAAGUCGCAAAAAGGCUAUAGGAAUGAUCAUAGUCGUGACAGCUGCCUUUUUGAUCAGCUUCAUGCCAUAUCAUAUUCAACGCACCAUCCACCUUCAUUUUUUACACAAUGAAACUAAACCCUGUGAUUCUGUUCUUAGAAUGCAAAAGUCAGUGGUCAUAACCUUGUCUCUGGCUGCAUCAAAUUGUUGCUUUGACCCUGUCCUAUAUUUCUUUUCAGGGGGGAACUUUAGGAGAAGGCUGUCUACAUUUAGAAAGCAUUCUUUGUCCAGCAUGACUUAUGUACCCAAGAAGAAGGUCUCCUUGCCAGAAAAAGGAGAAGAAAUAUAAAAAGAAUAGUUUAAACCUAUCUCUAUGAAUGAAAAGAGCUUCCCAAACAAGUAUUUUCUCAAAUCAUUUACAAUAAAAAUAAGAAUUUCCAUUGAUAAUUUACACAACUGAAUGUGUGUGUAUAAAUGUCUCAUUUAUGUAUCCACAUUAUUAGAGGUGCUAAAAAGAUUUUGUGUUAAAAAUUCAGUCCACAACUAUGAACUAAAUUAUAAAUUUUUUUGAUGAUUCAUCAAAAGAUGGAUAAUAUUAAUGUCUUGGCACUAUAAAAAACUGUCCUGAGAUCAAGUUUUUCCCCCUCAAAUAAAAGCUUUACAAAGGAUAAGAACUAGCCUUUUAGGAUAUAAAAUUAGCAAAUAGUAAUCAAUCAUCCUAACAUAUCCCUUUGCGUGCAUGCCCUCAGAUGAGAACUGAAAUGAUCCAGGAGCUACAUAAAAUAUACUGUCACUCUCUUCCUUUGUAGCAUUGACUGGCUAGGCAAAAUAGGGCCAUUUCUUUAAAAAGAGAAUGUGCAAGUGCUAGAACAGCCUGGUAUUCAGCCAAAUGGCCCUAAAGACUCCAUGCAAUGCACAAUCUGGAAACUGAGGAAGAUAAACCUGGUCAAGGGCUAGUUUGUGUCUAAUUUUCUUUUGCUCCUCUCUCAGGCCCCCAAAAGAGAAUGGUAGAGUUUUUGUUGCUCACUGAGAUUCUUAUAGGGAAUUCUCUCCCUACAAGACAUACAAUCCUUCCUUAAGAAACCAGACAACUGGCACUCCAAUAUAUGAACAGAAGUAAUUAAAAAUUUAUCUAAGGAAGAGUAAAGGAGUCUACUUUUCUACAUGCUUAUUACUGCGAUCAAAAUUAACUACAAUAGGUUUCUGAAUAAAAAUUUGAAUGUUGAUAUUACAAAUUGUUUUAAGAAGUACUUAUAUUUAUGCAUAUGUGUAUAACUAUAUGUAAGAGGUUUUGCUCUACGAUAUGCAUUUAUGAGUGGAAGUUAAUUAUAAGUUUUAUUAUUGUUUUAUGCUUUUUACUUUUUUAUUGGCAUGUCAACAGGAAUAUCAAGGAUAUGUUUACAGUGGCUUUUAUAUUACAGUGGAAGCUUUGUUCUUAAAACAGCAACCACAACUUGAUUAUGGCUGAAAUAUAAUAUUCAUGGGCAAGCUUUUGCCAAAGUGUGUUCUGUUUAUUAAUUCUGUAUUUCAAAAGGCACAUUACCUCAAAGGAAAUAAAUGAUAGUGGUGAAGAAAAAGGAAAGCUAUGAAAAGAGAAGUUCUAUCUGAAUCUGCCACGUGUAUGUUAUUUCUAUUUCACUUCUAAUAGUGCAAUUCCUUAGGGAAAAAACUCAAAACAUAAAGACAGAGAACCUUUAAAGCAUAGGAAUAACUGAUGCCCAUUUAUUUUUGUUUAACAUACCUGAGAUUUGGCAGUACCUAUACUUUUACCCUAUACCAUUUUUUCCUUGUAGAUCAAACAUAAUAUUUAUCAUAAAAGUCAGUCCUCAUUUCUCAUUUACUAAGCUUUCUGCUAUUCGGUAAGUAUAGUGUGGUAGAAGAGAACUACACUGGAAGCCAAAAGAUCUGGAUGCUAAUCUGGUCUCUUAUUACUUACUAGUGGUGUAACUUAAAAGCAAGUGACAUAAACUCUGAUCCUCAGCUUCCUCAUUUGUAAAAUGGGAAUAAUACUAUUUGUCCUGCCUUUCUUA
This is a messenger RNA of Diceros bicornis minor, 3088 nucleotides long. RefSeq names its product cysteinyl leukotriene receptor 1 (gene CYSLTR1). The record is from RefSeq and is a predicted model, not a curated record. Gene Ontology annotation, biological process: G protein-coupled receptor signaling pathway. NCBI's taxonomy places the organism in Eukaryota, Metazoa, Chordata, Mammalia, Perissodactyla, Rhinocerotidae. Bases 394 to 1407 code for a protein of 337 amino acids. Gene Ontology annotation, cellular component: plasma membrane. The transcript is spliced from 3 exons. Gene Ontology annotation, molecular function: leukotriene receptor activity.